AUUAAAUUUGUUGCGUGAAGAAAUCUUUGGAAAGUGCUAUGCCUUAUAUGAUCAUCCCACAUACAAACGCACUCGCCAUUCGUGGUAGGCCCACACUGAAAGAUGUAGAGCUUUUUCGGAACAGGUCGGUCCACGAAUCUCAUAGCUUGAAAGCUUACUAGCCAAAUUCAUACUAGUUCUCACGAGGUAACAAAUGAGCUAUAUAUUCGAGAACAAACCUCGAAAAAACUGCUAAAACUAUGACUAGUGACUCAACAGAAAACUAUGACGCUGAAAUGAACCACUCAGUUGUUGAAAUAACAGAAAAUCUCCUAGAGCAGAGCCUCGAAGGUGAAGCAAACGACAACAACAAGCAAAUCGCCAUAUUGGAUAAAGAAUAUAGUAAGCGAAACAACUUGAAAAGUAAAUAUCUAAGUUUAACUUUCUUGUUAAAUAUCCUGAUUCAUUUGUUUGUUUUUGCUGUAUUCAAUAGUCGUAAAAUACGAUUUGAUUUUGCACAAAUAACUAUUUGUGUUUAUAUCGUACAAGUGAUUGUGAACAUUGGUUUGUAUUACGUAUGGAGUCGCACGUGCUUAGUAGAAGACGUGGUAAAUACUCUUGGUGUCUGUAACAUACUAGAAAAAGUUAUCCAUUCUACAAAUGUACAUGAACAUAAUGAUGUUUYAGUGUCAAUAAAGGUACAAGAAUUCRGAUCUCGKUAUGCAAAGUAUGUAUUUCAUAAUUGUCAUGUCGAAUGUGAUAGYCAUGGCUCUAGACGCGAUCAUGAACCAAGCAGGGUACCAGUGAACAGAUUAAGACGUGUCUUUCAGAAAAACAGAAAACUAAGGAGUUAUGUAUGCAGAAAUGUAAUUAAAAACACGCCUAAGCCAUCGAAAGUUCAUUGUCUUAUUAAAAAUAUUGCAACGAAAAAGAGAAGUAUACAGUACAAACCAGGUAUCAGAUUUGUACAAAAAAUGAGAAGGAAACCAAUAUUUAGAAUAGGAAAACUUAACUCUUCAAUGAGAUAUGUUUACAAUUCCAGUACAGAUAAAUAUAGGGAUAAAUAUCUCAAAUACGUAAGGUGGUUUUCGUGUAAUUUUCCAUAUAGUGAGUAUAAGGGUUUAGAUCAUAAAAGCAACUGUGCAACUUACAAGCUUUUUAAUGAUAUAGAGAAAAACCCAGGUCCUGUCACCCACCAUGUUGAUGCAAGUAAAACAGUAAGUGCAGCAUAUAGUCAAGGGAAUGUUGUCAUAUAUUUGGAGAAAAUGCCGGGCAACAAUGUGUUGCAAUGA
Messenger RNA from Actinia tenebrosa (Australian red waratah sea anemone), 1271 nucleotides. RefSeq lists its product as uncharacterized. The record is from RefSeq and is a predicted model, not a curated record. Lineage: Eukaryota; Metazoa; Cnidaria; Anthozoa; Actiniaria; Actiniidae.